GCUCUGACGUCGACUUCGCUGCCUGGGUGCCAUCGACUGCUUCCGGCUCGACUGGCUGUGCCUUGUGACCGGUGCAUGGCUGCGCUGUGGAGCUCGGCAGUGUUUCAAAGCUAAGGGUAAAACUUCAUGGGUCGACAUUCAUCUGACAGCGAGGAUGGCAGCCGGAGCAGGAGGAAGAAAAAACAGCGUCGGCGGUCCUCCUCCUCCUCUUCAUCCUCCUCCUCCUCCAGCAGCAGGGUGACCAGCAGCCGCAGCAGGAGGUCCAGCCGCAGGAGCCGCUCUCGAUCCAGGGACAGAGACAGAGACAGAGACAGGGACAGGAGGCGAAGAAGACGCUCCAGCAGCAGUUCGUCCCACAGUUCGUCUCGCAGGAGGAGGAGUCGCAGCACAGACAGAGACAAAGGGAGGAGCCACCGCUCGCACAGGUCACGCAGCCGAGACCGGAGGUCUUAUUCUCGCCACCGGCGGUCUCGCAGCAGGACUCGCAGUCACAGUCGCCGGAGGAGCUGCAGCAGAGAGCGAGACCGGAGCCGGCGUAAGGCCCGCGACCGGGACAGAGAGAGGGAGAGAGACAGGCGAGACCGAGACAAAAACAGAGACAAGGACAAGAGUAAGGACAAGGCAGACAAAAAAGGGGACACCGCGAACAUCAAAGGCAGAUUAGAACAUCUGACUCCAGCAGAACAGGCCAAGGCUCGAAUGCAAAUGGUCCUGCAGGCUGCAGCUAAGACGGACGAGGUGCUGAAGGCCAAGGUAGCCAAGAGAGAGGAGGAGGCCCAGAAGAAGCUGGAGGAAGAGGGGACUUCUCUGGAGGAGCAAGUGAGAAGGAUAAAGGACAUUGAGGCCAUCGAAAGUGAUUCCUUUGUUCCUCAGGCUUUCAAAUCAUCCAGGGUCGAUAUAAAGACUGAGCCAGCAGAAGUGAAGCAGGAAUCGGAGACACCAGAUUACCAGGAAGUUACCACUCUUCCCACGUCCAUACGCUACAAUGACAGUGACACUCUCGCCCACCCCAGUUUGUUCAUGGACAAGGAGAAGGCUGAGGAGCUGUGGCUCAGUCGACUGAUCUCCCUGCGACAGGAGAGGCUCAUGGGAAGUCCAGUAACCUGAGGGACAAAAGAUCCUCUCCAGUCCGGACGUGGUUUGGAUCCGGAUCUACAUCUCAUUCAUUCUGUCUAGUUUUGGUUUUAUCUAGUCUUAAUCUCAGUGAUAUCAUACUGAUGUUCUUCCUCAGAUUCCACAACGUGUGUGUGUCUUUACCUUUUGUAAAGUCAAUUAACACCCUUUUUGUUUUUUUGUCCCCUGUGAGAAGUUUCACAAAGUGAUUGUACAUAUCCCCAAGGUGCUUUUUUAAUUUAAUCCAUGUUUGGGGAUUAAACAACCUGUAUCACAAUUGUUUCUUUUGUUUGUUUGAUUUUUAAUGAAGUUCUCUCAUAGUUAGGCAAGUUAAAUUGUUUGACCAUUUUGCCUAUAUCAGCUAGCAUUUGUCACACUGUCUAAUUUUGGAAUAAACUUUGAAAAUAAACCAAGUCGUGAUUUUGUGA
Myripristis murdjan (pinecone soldierfish) is the source of this 1541-nucleotide messenger RNA. RefSeq names its product arginine/serine-rich coiled-coil 1 (gene rsrc1). The record is from RefSeq and is a predicted model, not a curated record. The transcript has 10 exons. NCBI's taxonomy places the organism in Eukaryota, Metazoa, Chordata, Actinopteri, Holocentriformes, Holocentridae. Gene Ontology annotation, cellular component: nucleus; cytoplasm. Gene Ontology annotation, biological process: alternative mRNA splicing, via spliceosome. Bases 127 to 1107 code for a protein of 326 amino acids.